UCUACAAGCAAGGAUAAGGUCAUCCGUAACAUCUUAUAAAAGAGAGAUAAAACAAAUUCGCUGCUAAUAGGUCAAAAUAAAUGUUUAGAUAUAGGACUUUGAAAUCAUAAAAAGAUUAAAGACAAAUGGCACAUUUCAUACGUUUUGGAUUUCUUGUACUAGCAUUGCACCUAACGGCAACAGAGGCAAUACAAUGUCUGUCAUGUGAUAGUGUGGUUGAGGCACGUGAUUGCAGAAGAUUGGUCACGUGCGGUUCACAUGAAAUCUGUUACGUGCGGCGACUUAUCGCAACAAACCUAAAACAGUAUUACAAGCUGGGAUGCACUGAUAAGAAUGUCUGCAUCCAGGAACAAAAACAAAUGUUUGCUAUUGGUAAAAGGGAUACUAACAAGUAUUCCAGUCCAGCUGAAUCAGGUGCGAUACAGUCACAUGACAGAAAAGCUCGCGAUACCAACGGGGACAUGACCCUGUGUCUCCAGUGUUGCGAAAGUGCAGAUGGUUGCAACAAGGACCUCUGUGGAUCUCCUCCAACAACAAAUCGUAGAUGCUUGACAUGCGACGAUGUUUUGAGUCCUAAAGACUGUGAGCGACUUCAAGAAUGCAGCAGGGAUGAGUUCUGUUAUGUUCACAAAGGAAUUAACCAAAAUAUUGCCACUUUCGAAAUUCGUCACGAUCUAGGAUGCAUGGGAGAGAGGCAAUGUAAUGCCUUGAAGCUGGCCUACCCCCAGGCCUGUGUUGUAUGCUGUAAUCAGACGGAUCUCUGUAACUAUGCUGCCUGUGAUAAAUGGAUGCCCGCAGCAGCACCUACACAAGUGGCCUUCACUACCAGACCGACAACAAAAGCAACAACAACAAUCCCGACGACUCCGCCGCCUCAGGUGGUGAUAAACGGACCCGACAAGGAUAAUUACAUGAAUAGUACCCAGCUCACCUGCGUAACAUCACCUCCUGCACAAUCGUAUACAUGGAAAUUCAACGGUACAGGUACUUUACCUAAAGGGAUAACCAGCCAGCAAAUAGGGAUCCAGGCCGGAAGUGUAGCUGGCGUCGAUACUCUCCAAAUUGCCAGCCUAACCGAGGCACAAAUGGGAACUUACACAUGCGUGGCUACAAUCAACGGACAAACAGUUGAACAAUCACAUUUUCUUGGCAUAAAUGGAGAAAAACCGACAGUACACAUUGAAAAACCGCCAGUAUCCAACAACUUUGCCAUGCAAUGUCAGGUCACCGGAUAUCCGGUUCCUCUUAUCAAGUGGGAUUUCAUACCAGAUUCGGCGGGAUCACAUGGUAUUCCUCCAGGUGUAGAGUUUUCGGAUGAAAAGUUUCAGUCAACCCUGUUUGUGAAAACAUACAAUCCCACAGAUCAUACGGGCAUGUGGUACUGUAAGGCGAGUAACGUGGUAGGCAAUGCACUAGCCCAGGUCCAUGUUCCAUAGGGUUCUGCUGCUGAUUGCAUAUGAUUUGUUUCUUGAAAACACAUUAAAAUUAUCUAAAUCA
Molecule: messenger RNA, 1497 nt
Organism: Mercenaria mercenaria
Lineage: Eukaryota; Metazoa; Mollusca; Bivalvia; Venerida; Veneridae
Exons: 12
Coding region: 126-1436 (436 amino acids)
Source: RefSeq, a predicted model, not a curated record